GUUGCUGACUGCUUGUAUCCUUUUGGCCCUUCCCACAGACUCCGGCCCUCUGAUUCUCCGGCCCCCUGUCCAGGGGCUGCUUCGUUGCUCCCGAGCCUCGUCUGCUCGCCGCCCCCCGACCGUUCGUCCGACCGGAAGUAGUCGACGAUCCUUCUUUCGCCCUCUGUCCUCCAUCAUUCCGAGCCUCUUUCGACAUCUCGACGCCGCUCUUCGACCUCCGCAGCAAUGGCUUCUUCGUCCUCAAACGUCGUCGGCGUCCAUUACCGGGUCGGGAAGAAAAUUGGAGAGGGUUCCUUUGGAGUCAUCUUUGAGGGAACCAAUCUGUUGAACAACCAGCAGGUGGCCAUCAAAUUUGAACCUCGGAAGAGUGAUGCACCACAGCUUCGGGAUGAGUACCGCACGUAUAAGAUUCUCGUUGGUUGCCCCGGCAUUCCCAAUGUCUACUACUUUGGACAGGAGGGUCUGCACAACAUCCUCGUCAUCGACCUGCUCGGACCUUCACUCGAGGACCUCUUCGACCACUGCGGACGUCGGUUUACGAUUAAGACCGUCGUCAUGGUCGCCAAGCAGAUGCUUUCCCGAGUCCAGACGAUCCACGAAAAGAACCUCAUCUACCGUGAUAUCAAGCCUGACAACUUCCUGAUCGGACGACCAGGAACUAAGGCAUCCAAUGUCAUCCACGUGGUCGACUUCGGUAUGGCCAAGCAGUACCGAGACCCCAAGACCAAGCAGCACAUCCCCUACCGCGAGAGGAAGUCGCUGUCUGGUACUGCCCGCUACAUGAGUAUUAACACCCAUCUUGGCCGCGAACAGUCUCGACGAGACGACCUGGAGGCUCUUGGCCACGUCUUCAUGUACUUCCUUCGCGGUGGUCUUCCUUGGCAGGGACUCAAAGCUGCCACUAACAAGCAAAAAUAUGAAAAGAUUGGUGAGAAGAAGCAGACCACUGCAAUCAAGGAUCUCUGCGAGGGCUUCCCUGAGGAGUUCAGCAAGUACUUGACAUAUGUCCGAAACCUUGGUUUCGAAGACACCCCCGACUACGAUUACCUUCGAGAGCUCUUCACCCAGGCCUUGAAGAACGCUGGCGACAUCGAGGAUGGCGAGUACGACUGGAUGAAGAUUAGCAAGGAUUCGGGAAAGGGGUGGGACUCGAUGAAGAAUCAUGGCGCAGCAUACUUGCACAACCCAAACGCGCGCCCCGGUCCUUCUCAAAUGGAGCUGCACAGUGGUCAUCGUCCUACGAAUACCACCUCUCAAUCGCAGGCUCAGAAUCUCACUGUCGGCCGUUUAAACGCCGCGCAGCCCCCUCCUCCAUCGCCGAUCAAGCAGAUGGGGAGCAAGAGAGAUCGACCAAACGCCCCCGGCGCGCUGCCAGCCCAGCGGAUGAGUGGAACAGGUCUUCGCGAAAUGGGUACCCCCACUGGCUCAACUCAGGCCCAGUUCCAGAACAGCACCCAGAACCUCCCCCAACCGGUAACGAGCCAGCAGGGCCCCAUGACGGCAGCAGGCCAGCCUAGUGCGCGACCCGCCGAGGCCCAGCAGCCCAGCGGAUUCCAGAAGUUCAUGAAGACCAUUUGCUGUGGCUAAAGCAGGCGUUUGUUUUUGCGAGUUUUCGGGAUUUAUUUAGUACCCUGCAUGGCUGGCGACGUUGUACCCGACAAAUUAUGUCCGAAGCCCCUCUUAAUUCUAUUGGAGAUUGAUUCCUUGAAGCAACCAAAGAAAAAAAUUAUCAACCUGCUGGCAAGACGGACAUUUUGUUCUCUGGAUCCGGGCGACUGCGGCUUAGGCCAAUGACUAGAUGGCAGAAGAGAGCUGCAGGGUUGGGACCAGAAGAAGACGAUGGAUCGUCCAAGGCGAAGACGCCCUGGCUUGGAAACAAAACAGCGAAUCGAUUUACUCCAUACUUUCACCACAUCCAUGUCAUAACACCUACCACUCAAUAGAAGAACCGCGGCAUUGAUGAGAGCGCGUGUCCGUUACGACCAACCGAGAAGGAGUUGCGAGAGAGAGUAAAAAACGACAGACGGAUACUGGUCUUGAUUUUUUUGGUUGGACCUUUUUUUUCCUUUUUUUCCUUUUUCAUAUUAUUUUCCUUUUUUUUCUUAUGUCUGACAUUCCAUUACGACACCAUACUACACCACUUUCGAUGUGCAGCGCAGCAAGGCGCAGGAUGGUCACGAAGGGCAGCAUUGGGUCUGGUCCAGGUGUGCUUUUCUUUUUACUCUAUUUGCGCCGUCUAUAUAAUAAGUCUUGCGAAUCAUGGAGUGGCGGAGAAUGAAAUAGAGGCAAAGAGGGGAGAGCGACGAGCCGGGCAUGGAUGUGUAUAGAGAGACGAAGGCGAGGUAGCAGCAGCAUUUGGUGCGUGACAGUUCAGAAAUCGGCGAGCUUUGUACGGAGAGAAGAUGUCUUUUGAGAGUUUGGGAUCCGUCAUUAGGUAGGGAGUUAUUCAUCGGUAUACCUUGUAAUGGAAUUAGGAUUGUCC
Molecule: messenger RNA, 2482 nt
Organism: Trichoderma virens Gv29-8
Lineage: Eukaryota; Fungi; Ascomycota; Sordariomycetes; Hypocreales; Hypocreaceae
Gene: CK1b
Product: casein kinase I
Exons: 3
Coding region: 226-1587 (453 amino acids)
Biological process (GO): peptidyl-serine phosphorylation; endocytosis; signal transduction
Cellular component (GO): nucleus; cytoplasm
Molecular function (GO): ATP binding; protein serine/threonine kinase activity
Source: RefSeq, a predicted model, not a curated record